Messenger RNA from Chara braunii, 2546 nucleotides. NCBI's taxonomy places the organism in Eukaryota, Viridiplantae, Streptophyta, Charophyceae, Charales, Characeae. The record is from the annotation of a GenBank genome assembly.
GGGAGAGGCACGUUCAAGCAGCAGGCUGUGACAUCUUAUUAUUCCGACCCUGUGGAGCACACAUGGCACAUGACGAUUAUGCAGUUCAUUGUUGAGAGUGGAGUGUUGUUCAAAAGCUUCAAACAUAUGUUUGAGAUUAACAUCCCACCAGGGGACUUUGUUCAUGGGGCACCUACGCCCAAGCCGCCCACAUACCACAUGAUCCGCACAACCCUUUUGAAUGAGCUUGACGUGGAGGUCCAAAAGUGCAUGAAGCCAAUCCUUAGCACUUCCACACAUAGUGGAUGCACAAUCAUAAUUGAUGGAUGGACCAACAUCCGCAGUCAAAUGGUGUGCAACUACCUGGUUGGGACGAAGAGAGGGGCUGCGUACAUUGCCACAGAUGUCAUGCGAGGGAAGAAGGACGCCACAUGUUUGGCAAAUUUGUGGUUGAAGAGAUUGAAAAACAUUGAUAUUCCAACGAGGGAUAUCACUGCAUUCGUCACUGAUAUUACUGUUGUGAACCUGGUUGCUAUGAAUGUUUUUGAGCAAGAUGAGAGUGUCAAGCACAUCUUUUGGAUUCCUUCUGGGGUGCAUGUGAUGAAUCUCAUCCUUGAGGACAUUGGAGGGAUAGAUUCGGUGGCCACCCGUAUUUCACAGGCAGGACUGGUUACCAAGUUUUUCAAGUGCCACAGUUUUGCACGAGAGUUGUUGGAGGGUUUCACGAAAACGCAAUUGGUGUUGCCUACGGAGACCUGCUUCGGCACAAACAUUAUCAUGAUGAGGAGACUUAUCGAGGUGCAGUCGAAUCUGGUUGAUGUCAUUGUCGACAGUCGAUGGCGUGAUGCUGUUUGGGGGACUCGUACGAUUCGCGAGGAAGCUGCAGAGGUGAUGUUGUAUGUGGGGUCUCCUCCGUGGUGGGAAAAUUUGAGAGCUUUAUGCAAGAUGCUGGAUCCCAUCAUGGAAAUGUUGCAGAUGUUUGAUUGUGAUAAGCAACAAAUAAACAAGAUUUUCCGCAGGUAUGAGACCAUGACCGCCAGUUGCUUAUCUGCCCCGGGUGCUCUUGAGGAGGUGCAGCAGAAGGACUUCCUAGAAGUUUUUGACAAGUACCAUAAUAUGUUCAAGACGCCCGCUCACAUUGCUGCUAUGAUGUUAGAUCCGGAGUUUCGAGACCCCACACUCGUGGAUGAUGACGAGAUACAACGUCUGAUUCUUGCUUUGGUGACGUUUGGCUAUCCUGAGGGAUCAGAGCAGCACAAGGAUGUCCUCACCGCCAUUGACAAGUUUCAUGUUGCGGAACCUCCAUUUGAUCUCGUAUCAGUGGAACGGGCCCUGAGGAGCUAUAGCGAUCUAGCGAAGAUAAAUUGGGCAGUCCAUGAGGGCAUCAACAUGAAGAAGUGCAACAGAUUGGCGUUUGAGAAGGUGGUGAAGCUUGUGGAAAUCACUGCAAACAUGCAGUUGAUGAGCUAUAGGCAGUCGGACAGCGACAAUGUUCUUCCCUGGCAGCGUGACAAGACCAUGUUGGACGUCACUGCGGAGAUAGAGUUGGAGCCGGCGGCCACAGGCAAGCGAGAGGGGAUGACAGAGGAGGAGAUCGCAGAGCAGAUUGUCAGCAUCUCCAAGGACCCCAUCGGCACGGCUCCACCACCUGGUGUCGCAUUCGUAUUCGGCGAGCAUGCCACAAUUUUUCGUCCCUAUUAUAGGGACAACGAAUCUGACUACGAGCACGACUUCGACGAUGAGCACAAUCUUCACCUAUCCAUCCCCAGGGAGAUAGAUGAGACUCACUUGAGUGAUGCUGAUGUUGACUUGGGCCGGAGGGAUACACAAACGACCAAUGAGUGCUUCAAGAUGGGGGGUCUUGAGGAUUUAUGGGGCGAGUAUGGCCAGGGGGGGGAUGACAAAGAGGGUAGGGAAGAGGAAGAAGAGAAAAAAGAGGAAGAAGAAGAAGAAGCAGAAGAAGUAGAAGAAGGGGAGGAAGAAGAAGCAGUAGAGGAGGGGUUAGAUGACUGGGGGGAUACUGUAGAAGAUGUCGGCGGGGAAGGUGCUGGCGAUGGUGAUGGGGAUGAUGAUGAUGGUGGUGGGGAUGCCGGUGGCGAUGGUGGUGGGGACACCUAUUGUAGUGGCGGUGGGGGAGGAGGUGGUAGUGGUGAUGGUGGUGGUGGACGAGGAGGAGGUCGUGAUGGUGGUGGUGGUGGCAGCGGCAGUGAGGAAGGAGGCACCCUUUCGGUAUGCCCGUUCUCCGGCUGGGCUGGCGUAUCCACGUUGGCGUUUGCCAGUUCAACAGGAAUAACAGGAGGGGGUAGACCUGCUGUACCGCGUGCUGUGUGGAGGGCUGAUGUCGCCUGCAGCCAUAAUUGGUGUUUGGGAUUGGGUGAUGGCCUGUUGCAUGUGAUCGGGAGGAGGGUCUGUAUGUGGAGUGUGCAUUCAGCAGUGGGUGAGCAAUGGCCCAGCGCACCAUGCAACGAAACCAAUUUAAGAGUCGAGUGACAUGAGUGGGUAGCCGGCGCUGCAGGCCAUGCACAUAUCGAGUGACAUGAGUGGGUAGCCGGCGCUGCAGGCCAUGC